Myotis davidii is the source of this 2421-nucleotide messenger RNA. It is a transcript of the gene MAN1C1, whose product is annotated as mannosidase alpha class 1C member 1. NCBI's taxonomy places the organism in Eukaryota, Metazoa, Chordata, Mammalia, Chiroptera, Vespertilionidae. Gene Ontology annotation, cellular component: Golgi membrane; endoplasmic reticulum; extracellular exosome. Gene Ontology annotation, biological process: N-glycan processing; carbohydrate metabolic process. The transcript has 14 exons. Gene Ontology annotation, molecular function: mannosyl-oligosaccharide 1,2-alpha-mannosidase activity; calcium ion binding. The coding region runs from base 433 to 1794 and encodes 453 amino acids. The record is from RefSeq and is a predicted model, not a curated record.
UAUGGUGAUAGAUUGGUUGGAAACGACUCAUUUGUCAGGGUUCCAUGGGGGACGUGGCUUUCCUUCCCGUGUGCAGUGGAGUCUAAAAUGUUUAAUUAGAUGCUGAGGCGUUUCUGCAAGGGUCCAUUUCUGCCAGUUCUCCCAGGAACUGCCUUCAUGUGACUGCCAGAAUUUGCAGAGCUGAUGCAUGUUGGAAAUCUAGUUGUCAAACAGUUCAACUUUUCCAGAGAACUUACCUUGCUCUGACUGCGUGCCAGGCAGUGCCCUAGAGGCCGAGGAUACAGAGAUGGGGCUUCUGCCCUCAACAAGUGCAACAUUGAGUCAGGGUGCGACAGACGCGUACGCAGUGUACAACGUGUGCACAGUUGUGACACCAUGAAGGUGCCAAAAUAAAGGAGUGAGCAAAGGGCUGGGGAGUCAUGUCAACGUGAUAUGAUGCAGUUCGCCUGGCAGAGCUACAAGCGUUACGCGAUGGGGAAAAACGAGCUCCAGCCCCUCACAAAGGACGGCUACCAGGGCAACAUGUUCGGAGGCCUCAGCGGGGCGACGGUCAUUGACUCCCUUGAUACCCUCUACCUCAUGGAGCUGAAGGAGGAGUUCCAGGAGGCCAAGACCUGGGUUGAAGAGAACUUCCACCUGAAUGUGAGUGGAGAAGCAUCUUUGUUUGAGGUCAACAUCCGGUACAUCGGAGGACUCCUCUCGGCCUUCUACCUGACAGGAGAGGAUGUGUUCCGAAUGAAGGCCAUCAAGCUUGGAGAGAAACUCCUGCCGGCCUUCAACACCCCCACGGGAAUCCCAAAAGGUGUCGUGAACUUCAAAAGUGGCUCCAACAGGAGCUGGGGCUGGACCACGACCGGGAGCAGCAGCAUCCUGGCAGAGUUUGGAUCCCUGCACUUGGAGUUCUUACACCUCAGUGAGCUCUCCGGCAACCAGGUCUUCGCUGAAAAGGUCAGGCACAUCCGCAAGUUCCUCAGGAAGAUCGACAAGCCAUUCGGCCUCUACCCCAACUUCAUCAGUCCAGUGAGUGGGAACUGGAUACAACACCACGUCUCGGUUGGAGGACUCGGGGACAGUUUUUAUGAAUAUUUGAUCAAAUCCUGGUUGAUGUCAGCCAAGACAGACACGGAGGCUAAAGACAUGUACUACGAAGCCUUGACGGCAAUUGAGACCCACUUGGUGAAUGUGUCUCCCGGGGGGCUGACCUACAUUGCCGAGUGGCGCGGGGGGAACCUGGACCACAAGAUGGGGCACCUGGCCUGUUUCUCCGGGGGCAUGAUCGCCCUGGGUGCCGAGGACGCCGAGGAGGACAAGAGGGCCCACUACCGAGAGCUCGCAGCCCAGAUCACUAAGACGUGCCACGAGUCGUACGACCGCUCAGAUACCAAACUGGGGCCCGAGGCCUUCUGGUUUAACUCCGGCAAAGAGGCGGUGGCCACGCAGCUGAGCGAGAGCUACUACAUCCUGAGGCCCGAGGUGGUGGAGAGCUACAUGUACUUAUGGCGACAGACCCACAACCCCAUCUACCGGGAGUGGGGCUGGGAAGUGGUGAUGGCCUUGGAGAAAUACUGUCGGACGGAAGCCGGUUUCGCCGGGAUCCAAGACGUGUACAGCAGCAUCCCCAACCACGACAACAAGCAGCAGACCUUCUUCCUAGCGGAGACGCUGAAGUACCUCUAUCUUCUGUUCUCUGAAGAUGACAUGCUGUCCCUGGAAGACUGGGUGUUCAACACGGAGGCCCACCCACUGCCCGUGAACCACUCGGACAGCGCUGGCAGGGUCGGGGGCCAGCUCUGACCCCAGCUCCCUGCCGCCCGAGCUGCAGGGACGCCUCGCCUUUUCAGGUUUGGGGACUGUUCUCAAAGGGAUUGGGAACGCAGGCCCCACUCCAGACAGAUGUGCUGGACACGCCACUUCUCCUCUGUGAGGAGACAGGCCCGGAGACAGCGAUGUCACACCAGGCCCAGACAUUCCUUUCUAUGGAGAAUUUCUAUGAAACCCGCUCAGUGGCCAUUCCAGGGCCAAAGGACUGGAGGUUUGCAUACCGACCCCGUGUAUUUGGUUCACUUCCUUUCGUAUUGGGGUUAUUUUGGGUUUUGCUUGAUUUUGCCUUUUCUCUACAGUUGUGUUUUAUCACAAAUUAUGUUAGUUUUCAAAAUCCCGUGCUUUCAAAAACAAUCACCUUCAUCAACUAAACCUUAAAGUAUUUGUACGCGUACAAAAACCUUGACCUUAUUUCUAUAUUUUAAAUGCCUCUUGACCAACAUUUACUAUUCAUUCAAUUACGUGUCAUUUACCUUAUAAUUUGAGGAGGGGUUCCCCUUUGGUUUGGGUUUAAGUGUUACGAAUACUAGUGCUAUUUUCAUUAUUGCAAUGGAGAAAUCUAAAAACUUACAAUAAAAGAGUUUAUUGAAUAAGAAAUAC